AUGUUGUCUUUGAAAACUUUUCCAGAGAACGCAGCACUUUGGGGCGAAACUACUCAGUCAUCAGUGUAUGCAGACUCUUACCCUGAAUACGCGCUUGAUGAUUUGAUUGACACCUGCACUCACACUAACUCAGAGACCGACCCGUGGUGGAGAGUGGAUCUACUGGGGGUAUACAGCGUGAACAGAGUGACCAUCAUUAACAGAAUCAACUUUCCCUCGAGGUUAGACGGAGCAGUGAUUCGCGUCGGGAUCUUCCCUGACAUUUACAGCAACACCAUUCUUGAGGCCAGCGCUACGGCCACUAUCUCAUGCGGCGGGAUGGUGGGACGUUACAUGGUUGUUCAUAUUCCUGGAAACCAGAGGAUUCUUAGUCUUGCUGAAGUUGGAGUCUAUGGGUAUUUGGCAGGAAAUCGGGCAGUAAGAGGAGCCGCUACACAGUCGUCAACAUCUGGGAAUUGGUUUGCUGGAAAGGCCAUUGACAGUAAUCGAGGUCUGUUGAAUACGGCAUGCUCCUCAACCCUUAAUCAGACUAACCCGUGGUGGAGGCUGGAUCUGCAUGAUAUGUACCGAGUUAGUAAAGUGGUCAUUACUAACAGACGAGACUGCUGCACAGAACGAAUAAACGGAGCGGAGAUUCGCAUCGGGAACUCUUUGGAGAACAACGGCAGCAACAAUCCCAUAUGUGCUGUUAUUCCUGAUAUUCCAGCAGGCGAGUCCUACAACUACUCCUGUGAUGGGAUGGACGGACGUUAUGUGAUUGUUCAUAUUCCUGGAGAUCAGAAGAUUCUUACUCUUUGUGAGGUUGAAAUCUACGGGUAUUUGGCAGAAAAUCUGGCAGUAGAUGGAGUUGCUACACAGUCAUCAACAUCUGGGGACGGGUUUGCUGAAAAGGCCGUUGAUCGAGGUCUCCAGCAGUUGUACACGGGAUGCUCCUCAACCCUUAAUCAGACUAACCCGUGGUGGAGGCUGGAUCUGCGUUAUAUUUACAGAGUUAUUAAAGUGGUCGUCACAAACAGACAAGACUGCUGUGCAGAACGAAUAAACGGAGCGGAGAUUCGCAUCGGGAACUCUUUGGAGAACAACGGCAACAACAAUCCCAUAUGUGCUGUUAUUCCUGCUAUUCCAGCAGGCGAGUCCUACAACUACUCAUGUGGUGGGAUGGAUGGACGUUAUGUGAAUCUGAUCAUUCCUGGAGACAUGAAGAUACUCACUCUCUGUGAGGUGAAGGUCUAUGGAGAAGGUCCCGCUUUAAAAAGGUCAUUAGUAAAAAUGCAGUUUAACUCCAUCAAUGAUCUGACUGACCCUUCAAUGAGAGAAAAUGUUCUGAAACAGUUGGGAUCUGCUCUUGCUGAUAGAGGACUCACAAAUGUGACACUGCGAUGGACUCAAACUCCUGAACGGGUGAUCCAGAAGGGGAACGAUGCUAAACGUCCUUGCGAGAACAGAAAAUCCCCUUGAAAUCAACAGUCUUCAACUCUCUAAAUUCACAUUCAUAUUGAUCUGAAUCUAAAUAGACAAGAUUAAAUUUCUUCAUAAUUACGUGUUUUCAGUGUAAAGACUGUUAAAACCCCCUUUGGUCAAUAAUUGUGUCCCUUAAAACUCAUAUUUAAUGCCAAAAUGACAAAUUUUUUAUGCCUUAAAAUAUCUUGAAUGUAAC
Molecule: messenger RNA, 1657 nt
Organism: Pimephales promelas (fathead minnow)
Lineage: Eukaryota; Metazoa; Chordata; Actinopteri; Cypriniformes; Leuciscidae
Source: RefSeq, a predicted model, not a curated record